This is a messenger RNA of Camelina sativa (false flax), 597 nucleotides long. Lineage: Eukaryota; Viridiplantae; Streptophyta; Magnoliopsida; Brassicales; Brassicaceae. The record is from RefSeq and is a predicted model, not a curated record.
UUGGAUUUGCUCAAGUCUAUGUUGAGAGAAGCCGAGUGGUCUAGUAACGAGUCAACACCAAGCUUGGAGGAUUACAUGAAAAAUGCGUACAUAUCAUUUGCAUUAGGACCAAUUAUUCUCCCAGCUACUUAUCUGAUCGGACCACCACUUUCCGAGAAGACAGUGGAUAGCCACCAAUAUAAUCAGCUCUACAAGCUCGUGAGCACCAUGGGUCGUCUUCUUAAUGACAUACAAGGUUUUAAGAGAGAAUGCAAGGAGGGGAAGCUGAAUGCGGUUUCAUUGCACAUGGAACACGAGAGAAACAGUCGCAGCAAAGACGAGAUCAUUGAAUCGAUGAAAGGUUUAGCAGAGAGAAAGAGGGAAGAAUUGCAUAAGCUAGUUUUGGAGGAGAAGGGAAGUGUAGUUCCAAGGGAAUGCAAAGAAGUGUUUUUGAAGAUGAGCAAAGUAUUGAACUUAUUUUACAGGAAGGAUGAUGGAUUCACAUCACAUAAUCUGAUGAGUGUUGUUAAAUCUGUGAUCUACGAGCCAAUUACCUUGCAGGACGAAUCUUUAACUUGAUCUGGCAGGUCAAAAAUAAGACUUUCGUCUUCUUUUUUA